Messenger RNA from Anarrhichthys ocellatus (wolf-eel), 5084 nucleotides. RefSeq names its product DENN domain-containing protein 2A-like. NCBI's taxonomy places the organism in Eukaryota, Metazoa, Chordata, Actinopteri, Perciformes, Anarhichadidae. The transcript is spliced from 19 exons. The coding region runs from base 157 to 3441 and encodes 1094 amino acids. The record is from RefSeq and is a predicted model, not a curated record. Gene Ontology annotation, biological process: retrograde transport, endosome to Golgi. Gene Ontology annotation, cellular component: actin cytoskeleton.
GAGGCGUACAGUCUCUAUUCUCUCUCAAUUAAACCUCUGACGACUCACUUCAAGGCUUAAUUCGAGCUAGAAAACCUAAUGCAGACUGUUUAGAGGAGGUUAUAUCAAUGGAUACUGUUACAGCAGCAUCGGCUGCAUUAUGCUCCCAUUUCACUAAUGAACACAUGGAAACUUUACGACAGAAGGAGGUGUACAGUGAUCAUGGCGGCCACUAAGAGCAUGCCGGACUGCAUCUACUCCACUGUCAACAGGGUAAAGAAGGGCUGUGCUGGUGAGAGAGGUGAUUUCCAUAUCUCUUCAGGAGAAAACAAGAAAGCUAGGAAAAAAAGAGAGGUGGCACCAAAACUCCCCUUCACCCCACUAGACAACCUGAACAACCAGCGGGGAGAAUCACCCACGAUGGCUCACAGGAGGCCGAGCUUCGACCCUCACAGCAAUGAGAGCGCUCUCUUGGUGAGCAACAAGCUCCCCAGAUCCAAUGGAGCCAACAUCAAGGACAAGAUUUCUCUAUGGGAGGGGAAGGAACCCACACAUUCACCAGUUACCUCAGGUUCUUUGGGCCAGUGCGCCGGCAUAAAAAGGACAGAAUCCCUCACAAAAACCAAUAAAACUUCUGAUGAGUCGAGUGCAGAGAGUUGCAGGAGAGUAGCUCAUAAGGAAAAGGAAAAUCCUGGGAAAGAGAAUGUUGGAAAUCUUAGUGAUUCAAGGCCUUGUUCACCUGUUGAAACUGGGAAACAGCAAAGAGGGACGCUUAAGAGCGGCAAGCCCAGUGAAAACCACAAAGGGGAGGAUAGCGGCAGAGUCGUGCACAAGGAAAAGCAAGAUCACGAGAAAGAGAACUUGGAAAAGCUUGUUGGUUCAAGGCCUUGUUCGCCGACAGUAGCAGUACAGCAGCCAGUGGGGACGUUGAGGAAAAGCAAUGAAAGCCAGGAGAAGAGAUCUGUAUUCACCCUUUUUAAAAACCUGGAGGCUAUGGGGGAGAACCACGGGAAAACCCCUCCGGAGCUUGGAAACUACUUCAGUCCACCGAGCAAGGACAAACAGGUGGGUCAAACUAGUGCAGCGAAAGGGAAGCAGCCCCGGGAGAAUGUGUACACAGAGCCAGGGGCGCCCCCAAUCAACCCAGUCCCCAAACCCCAACGCACCUUUGAGCAUCCAGCCAGCGCCCCCAUUGGGAAGAGUCAGAGGAAGGGGAGAGAGCAGAGGAACCUCCCCCCACUGCCCUCCAUCUCUACAAAGACUUCCUCAAAACCUCCAUCUGGUGUCUAUGGGAGACCCAGGGGAGAGAGAGUCAGAGACAACGUCAACAGGAAAUCCUUUGAGUUUGAAGACCUCGCAGGGUCAACUAGCCCGCUGCUCUCUCACUCACUGUCUCAGGAGCAUCACUAUGAAGACGUCCCAGACUCGUCCAAAGAGAACCCAUAUGAGGACAUAGAGUUGGAGAGUCAAUGCUCCCAGCAGUCUCUGCCCUCCUCUCCUGGCGCCGAUACCACCAAGACCUCGAGGCCUGGCUUCUUCAGGCAGAAUUCAGGCAGAAGCUUCAAGCUGCUGGACCUGCGGAGAACCAACCAGUCGCCCCGCCGCACCAGCAGCGGGGGCGUUUCAUCUCCACCCCAGCUUAGCCCUCCCUCCACCCCCGCUGGGCCUGAAAACACUUCCUGGGUGCCCGGAGAUCCCUACAGCCGCACCUGCCGCAGGAUACCAACGGUUGUACUAAGAAUCAACAGCAUCUUUGAGGCUCGGAUCGGGAAGAAACAUCUACGAAGGAUCUAUCAUUACGCUGAGACAAGCUCAGGGAGAGUUACAGAUGAGAACAGCGACUCUGAGAGUGAAGUUGAAGAAAGAGCAAAAGCUCAUCGUCAGCGUCUCAGGUCAGUCAAGUCCAUACUGAGCAAACCAAGCCAGGCCCACUACAACAGCACCAACACCAGAAACAGCUCUCUGGACCAGGAGCUCCACCAGCGUCGGCUCUUUGAGUAUUUUCUAGUCGUGUCGCUGCAGAAGUCGAAAGCUGGUGCCCACUAUCUGCCGGAGGUCACACAGCAGUUUCCCCCGAAGCUGGAGCGGAGCUUCAAGUUCAUGAGGGAGACAGAGGAUCAGCUGAGGAUCAUUCCUCAAUUCUGUUUCCCUGAUGCAAAAGACUGGGAGCCGGUGGAGAACUACCCAAGUGAGAUGUUCUCCUUUGUUUUGACUGGAGAGGAUGGGAGCAGGAGGUUCGGAUACUGCCGGCGUUUACUGCCCAGUGGAAAAGGUAAACGUCUACCAGAAGUCUACUGUAUUGUCAGUCACCUCGGCUGUUUCAACCUGUUCUCCAAGGUGCUGGAUGAGGUGGAGAGGCGGAGGGCUUUGUCUCCAGCCCUUGUGCAGCCUUUUAUGAGAGCCAUCAUGGAGGCUCAGUUUCCAGCUCCAGGCAGAACCAUCACCAUCAAAACUUUCCUCCCUGGCUCAGGCACUGAGGUGAUGGAGCUCUGUCGGCCCUCUGACUCGCGCCUGGAGCACGUGGACUUUGAGUGUCUGUUCUCCUGUCUGAGUCUGCGCCUGCUCCUCCGGGUGUUGGGGUCUCUGCUGCUGGAGCGAAGGGUCAUCUUCACCGCUGACAAGCUCAGUACUCUCUCCAAGUGCUGCCAUGCUGUCGUGGCGCUGCUUUACCCCUUUGUGUGGCAGCACACCUACAUCCCCGUGCUGCCCUCGGCCAUGCUCGACAUCGUCUGCACUCCAACCCCGUUCAUCGUUGGCCUGCUGUCCAGCUCCCUGCCCCAGCUCACUGAGCUGCCCCUGGAGGAGGUUCUGGUUGUGGAUCUUGGAAACAGUCGAUUUCUCAGACAAUUGGACGAUGAGGACUCCAUCCUGCCCUCUAAGCUCCAAUCAGCCCUGGAGACUGUUCUGGAGAGGAGAAGAGAGCUGGCUAAUGAGAGAGGAGGAGACACACCUGGUGAUUCUGGCCAUCUUAGCACCGUUGUGUCCGAGGCCUUCGUGCGGUUCUUCGUGGAGCUGGUAGGCCACUAUCCACUCUUCAUCACAGGGGAACGGGAAGACGGCUACUCGUCCUCUUCUUCCUCCCCGGUCCCCUGCUCUUUCCAGCGCGAGGGUUUUCGUAAAGCAAUCCCGUCAAAGACUGUGCGUCGCUUCCUGGAGGUCUUCAUGGAGACCCAGAUGUUCGGCUGGUUCAUCCAGGAGAGAGAGCUCCACAGGCAGGCUCUGAGAGGACUGUUUGAAGUGAGGGUGCAGGAGUAUCUAGACUCCAUCCACGAGAAUGAACACCGGAGGGUUAACAGGUUUCUCAAAGGCUUGGGUGAGUUUGUUUCUGAGCUGUUCUUUCCUUGUUGUAGUGAAACAAACUCUGUGAAAACAAUCUACAGUAGGCUCAUUCUCACCUUGAAUCACUCUUGUUUUUUUCCCUUUGCUCUAGGAAACAAAAUGAAAUUUCUUUCCAAGAAAUAAGGCCACUAUAAUUGCACACAAAGAGACACAAACUAAAAAGAAGAAACACUGAAACAAGGAAAGACUUCACGGACUGCAGAAAUCCAACAAAAAAAAUGAUCACUUGAAUGCUUUUAUUUUUUAGAUACGCUCGUUCACGCCAUCCUCAUCUGUGUCACCGUGUGAGACUUUUCCUCAAGGACUCAUGAUGGACACAGUGAAGCUCUAGUGAAUCCCAAAAAAGAAAAAUCCUGCUGUAUUUCACAUACAUAUUGAAACAUGGGACUGUAGACUCACAGAAAUACAUAAGAGGUUCCUGGUUGGUUGGUUUUUUUAGAUUACAUUCUUCAGGCAACAACAUUCAUGAGCACAAAUAACACAAUUUAUGAAGAUUAAAUUGGUCCGAGGUAUAAUGCUGUAAGAUACAUAUGGCUGGCAAAUUAAAGGGAAAACCUGAAUAUAUGAGUAUAGAGUGCAAAGGACACAAGGGGUCACUGAAUGGUUUGAUGAGUAUGAUAAUUAGGACGUUUGGUAGUCAGUCAACCUUUCACUGUUACUUGACUUGAAAGUCCACAGUCACCGCACUCUCUAAAUCCACAAGGGGGCAGUAGUUUGUUUUCUUUGAUUAGAUGAUCUUCACAUUGUCAGUGACUGACCAGAAAAUGACAUAGACCUGCUUUCCUGAUCUUUAAUGCUUCUUUAAUGUUUUUUUUAUCAUAGCAGUGACAACAUCACAAGAAAAUGAAUAAAAUAAAACAAAAUAGAUAAAUAUUCUCAGCUUGGUGUUUUGAACUUGAAGUGGUGAGUUACUGUUUUGACGUUGCCGUGCUCCCCCCACCAUUGAAACAAAUGGCUCAUAUAAUCAAUGCAUUACAUACUUACAGUUUGGAUGUCAUCAUUGUAAACUUUGUAAAUCUCUCACCUCCCUCCAGUUUGUAGAUUAGAAACGGUUGCAUCAAUUGAUGGUAUGAACAUACGGUAUAAGACACUGUGCUCAAAAUAUUUGUAUUUUAUUACACAUUGCAAAAUGCUGAGCUGAAAAUCAAAGCCAAGUUAAUUGCAUUCACUCAGCAUUUGUGUGUCAGUUUUACACAGUGAGUAAUCCGCAUACCACCCAUUCGCUAACCAGUCACUGUGUUUGUGUGCUCAAAGUUAUUUGGCCUUUUUACUACAAAGAGCCUCGGUUCAGAGUUGGUGGCAGCUUUACUAUUUUAGUCUCUGAGUCAUGGAAACAAAGCAGAUCUUUAGCCCACGAAGAGGAAAGCACAUCUUUGUCAGCAUGAAAACACAACACAGGUGCAGAGCAGAGCAUAGUAGUGUAUUGUUUUGGGGACCAGUGCGCUCAGUUCGUGCCUGCUGAGCAAGCCCAAGGGGCCCCCAGGGCAUCGCCCAGCAACCCAAUCUGUCAUCUUGUUAGUGGCAAGUUCACACACACCCGCUGACACAGAUGUUGAUGCAUACACACAGAUGCACAGAGAGUACAAAACAUGUCAAACAGAUACAGGCUCAUAAUUGUACAUACUCUAAAACAAUGAUGACCACCCAGAGGUAUUUGCACCCCAAGGAGCACUUCUGCAUUUGCCCCUGGGUACACUGGGUACAGUGAAAACGUCAUGGAAUAGCAAAUGUGAAAACCAUACCGCAGCUUCCUAUCUGGCUCCCAA